AUGCUUCUCGCACACGCACUGAUUUCAAUUCGCACUGGCGACACGCAAGGAGGGCCCCGGAUGCGUUCGUGUAUCCCAAACACCUCGUACAACACCGACGCCAACAGUAGCACGCACUUGCACCAGUGCGAGGAAAAGUACCGGGACCCAGACAUGGCUCGCCAAGACAGGCUGCGCAGUCCACUGCUCGCAGACCGCCAGCUGCGUCGCGGAUAACGUCGUUACAGUCCCGUGUGGAUGCGAUGCAAUGUAUAUAGUUACCACCGAGACAACGAUCUGCCCAAGUGCAUCACCAUGUAUCGAGUGCAGCACUGGAUUUGGAUUUUGGAGUGUAACCGAGUCACCAUGCCCUGCGACAACGGCACUUUAGAGACGCGGAGGUACCUUGUGGUUUUUCUCUCUUCUAAUCUCAGUGCUCAAUCUAGACCCCCUUGGGACGCAAGGUGGACCGAGCGCUCCAUAUACCCUACCAGCCACAUAGCUUUUCGACCAAUCAAAUCGGUUGA
This is a messenger RNA of Pyricularia oryzae 70-15, 506 nucleotides long. RefSeq lists its product as uncharacterized. The coding region runs from base 1 to 216 and encodes 71 amino acids. The transcript has 3 exons. The record is from RefSeq and is a predicted model, not a curated record. NCBI's taxonomy places the organism in Eukaryota, Fungi, Ascomycota, Sordariomycetes, Magnaporthales, Pyriculariaceae.